CAGCCGGCCGGCGCGGCGCAGUUUGAUAAUGAGUGUCAUACUUCGCAGUCAUUUUAUCAAUUUUAUUUCUUGUUUGGAAGAGCUGCUUAGUUCUUCCUUUUGAGUCCCAUCCCAGUGGGAGAUAAUUUAUUAUCAUUAUCCUUCUCUAGCUGGCAAAGAAUUAAAACUUGUGCUUAUUUCGAUUCCAUUAAUUUUUAAGAUGUCACGUCUCGAUAUAGUGGUGUUUGGGGCCACAGGCUUCACCGGCAAGAAGGCAGUUGAAGAGUUAGUCCGUGUUGCCAAGAAGUAUCCAGGACUGACAUGGGGAGUGGCUGGCCGCUCACAGUCCAAGUUGGAGACCCUCAUGGCUGAUAUUGGAAAAUUGACUGGUGAAAACCUCUCCAGCAUCAAGAUCAUAGUAGCCGACGUGUCCGACGAAGAGUCCAUCAAGCACAUGUGCGAGCAGGCGCGAGUGAUUGCCAACUGUUGCGGCCCGUACAAGUUGUAUGGCGAGCCAGUGGUCAAGGCAGCGGUCGCUACUAAGACGCAUGUGGUCGACGUUAGUGGGGAGCCGUUUUUCAUCGAAUCAAUGCAACUGAAAUACGACCAGGCUGCACGAGAGGCGGGCGUGUACAUCGUGAGCGCGUGCGGCUUCGAUAGCAUCCCCAACGACAUGGGACUCGUUUACAUGCAGCAGAAGUUCGACGGGACUCUGAACUCCGUGGAAUCUUACCUAAGCUCGGAAGUGGCGCCGGAAUACAGCAGUGAAGUUACCAAGAACGGCAUCAUACACUACGGCACUUGGGAAUCUCUUGUGAACGGAAUUUGCAGCCGCAAUAAGUUACCCGCACUACGGAAACAGCUGUACCCGGACCGUUUGCCGAGCUUCAAGCCGAAGUUGCAUCCCCGUGGCAUCGUCCACAAGCACGACGGCGCGUACUGCCUCCCGUUCCCUGGCUCGGACGCGUCCAUCGUGUACCGCACACAGCGCCACAUGUACGAGGUGGACCACAAGCGCCCGGUCCAGUUCAAGCCCUACUUCAAACUGCCCUCGCUCUUCGCCACCAUACUCACCUCCAUCGUGGCCACGUUCCUGCUCCUCAUGGCCAAGUUCUCGCUGACCAGGAUGCUGCUCCUGAAGUACCCGAGGCUGUUCUCGGCGGGCAUGGUGACGCACGAGGGCCCGACGGACAACGUGAUGAACAACACGUCGUUCAUGUUCGAGUUGUAUGGCGAGGGGUGGGAGAAGGGCGCCGAUGUGGAAGCGACCAAGCCGACUAAGAAAGCUGUAGUCAGGGUGAAAGGCGUGAACCCUGGCUACGGAGCAACAGUCACCGCACUAAUCUAUUCGGCCGUCACCUGCCUUAAAGAACAUGACAAGAUGCCUGGCAGUGGCGGAGUAUUGACUACGGGAAUCGCAUUCGCCAAAACCGAUCUCAUCAAGAACCUCAACGAAAAUAACCUCACGUUUGAGUAUGUUCAAAAUUAAUGUUACCGUUAAUUUUUAAGUUACCUUUUAAAUACCAGUUUAUCAUAGUAGUGGUCCAUGAUCAAUAUGAUCAUAUUGGCCAAUGUAAUGGAACAUUGCGUUUAAUAAUUACAGUUACCUAUAUAUGCCUUUAUUUUUGUUUGUAGUAUUUGCAGAUUUUAUAUUGAUGUUAGCUUCAUGUAUUACGAAUUACGAUAGAAAGUCAAACUAUUGCAACUUACAACUAGUAUAACUAACUUUAUUUUACGAUAAGUUUGUUACUAUUUUACUCGAUAAUAUGUACAACCAAGCAUUUACCAAAUAGUAGGUACAAACAUGCACUUACCAACUUAAUAGUUUAUAGAGCUUAUUCAGCUUAAUGUUAUCGAUAGUACAACCAAGCAUUUACCAAAUAGUAGGUACAAACAUGCACUUACCAACUUAAUAGUUUAUAGAGCUUAUUCAGCUUAAUGUUAUCGAUAGUACAACCAAGCAUUUACCAAAUAGUAGGUACAAACAUGCACUUACCAACUUAAUAGUUUAUAGAGCUUAUUCAGCUUAAUGUUAUCGAUAGUACAACCAAGCAUUUACCAAAUAGUAGGUACAAACAUGCACUUACCAACUUAAUAGUUUAUAGAGCUUAUUCAGCUUAAUGUUAUCGAUAGUACAACCAAGCAUUUACCAAAUAGAAGGUACAAACAUGCACUUACCAACUUAAUAGUUUAUAGAGCUUAUUCAGUUUAAUGUUAUCGAUAGUACAACCAAGCAUUUACCAAAACAAAGUUAUCGUUUUUAAUAGAUAUAAAAGAUACAUUAUUUUAUGCUUAAGUAACCAUUGUUUGUGUCAUAAUUGUAACUAAUCAAAUGUGAUAUCUACAUGCAUUAAGGUAAAGGGCAUUUAAUAAACAUUAAAAGAUAUAAGA
Cydia splendana is the source of this 2370-nucleotide messenger RNA. RefSeq names its product saccharopine dehydrogenase-like oxidoreductase. NCBI's taxonomy places the organism in Eukaryota, Metazoa, Arthropoda, Insecta, Lepidoptera, Tortricidae. The record is from RefSeq and is a predicted model, not a curated record. The coding region runs from base 200 to 1468 and encodes 422 amino acids. Gene Ontology annotation, biological process: glycolipid biosynthetic process. The transcript has 9 exons. Gene Ontology annotation, cellular component: mitochondrion; plasma membrane; lipid droplet.